AUGUUUUCUGAUUAAGAAGUAAUAAGCAACUAAAACUUUAUACUUAGAUUGCUUUAGGGAAUAGACAUUUUCGGUGUGGGUAUCAAUAUAAGAUUUAAUUAGUAGAGCAAGCACACAACAGGUUUUGGAGGUUUUAUUACCUUGGGUUUAAUUACUUUACUUCUCAUUCUUUUCAUUUCAUCAAUUUAAACCAUCAUUUAGAAAUCGAAUCCUUCAGUUAUUUAUCAAGAAAAUUUUGUUUCUAAUCCAUCUCGCUAUAACUUAACUAACGAGAACUUUUCAUUUGCAAUUACUUUACUUGAUGCUAGCUUUAAUCCUAUUAAUGACAAAAGCAUUUUUAGAAUUGAAGGUAAUUUUCUGUAUAAAGAACCACAAAUAAAUUCUGAUGGUAGUGUAGGAGAACCUGUUUUUAAGAAUAAAGUGAUUGAAUUUGAACUCUGUACUGAAUAGAGCUUUUAAGUCUAAGGCACUGAAAAUUACUUCUUGAGUUUGCAAUAUAAAAGUAUGUAUUGCUUUAAAAACAUCGACGAUUACUAUCUCGUUGGGCAAUUUGAAAAGGAUGAAUUCUCUGUGAUUUAAAUUAAUGUUAUUCCUUGUGAUUAAACUGAUCCCAAUAACUAAGUUUAAUGCAUGGAGGAGUCUAAAAAGAAAUAAAUCCUUUCAUAAUCACUAUUGCAGGUGUAUUACAUCACUCGAAUAGUAUAAGUCAGUAGCAAAUCUUAACCAUUCAAACCUAUGGGAAUCACUUAUUUUUGGGAAAAUAAUAUCGAAUUUUAGUAGAAUAUAAGCUUAAUGUUUAUGAAGACAUAUGUGUAAGAUGAUGAUGGUUUAGUAUUUUAAAAUAAUGUCGAAGAUAAUACUUUAUUAUUUAGCAGCGAGCGUACAAUGUUGUCCAGCAAGAAAGACUUUUCAAUUUAUUAAAUUAGCUUGUAUUUGGAAAAGAACAAAGAGAAGACUUACAUAAGAAAAUACUAAAAGAUUUUUGAUUGCUUUUCUUAGAUUGGAGGAAUCUAUAAUGUCUUAUUUGCAAUAGGAUGCAUAUUAGCUUAACCCUAUUCAUAAAUUUAACUAAAUAGAAAACUGUUUAAUCAAACGUUUAAAGUCAGUAACAAUAAUUAAGAUAAUCUACUGAAUGAAAGUUAAAGUUCAAACAAAUCAAGCAAAGCAAACAAAAUAAGUAAAAGCAAGGAAAUAAAAAAGAGCGCCCUAGAAAAUCAAGGUGAUCUUUCUUGCAAUAGUAAUAAAUACUAAAAAAAAGAGCUAGAAAAGGCUAACAGAUUUUUUUAGAAUUGCUAAGAAGAAGUAGAGGUUCAAAAUGAAGAGUAAAAAAAAUCAAUUGUAGACAUGUUCAAAUCGAAAUUUGUAGGAAUUAAAAUAAAAAGUAGUGAAUAUCUUGCCUAUUAUUUUGAUUGCUUCAAAAUCUUUAAUAAUGAGGUGUUUGAAAUAAUAAAUUUUGGAACAAAACAUAUUCUAAAUUAUACAGAUAUUUGUUUCAUAGUAAAUAAACUGAUUGAGUUAGAAAAGUUAAAAGCAUUGCUACUAAAUGAACAAUAAAUUUAGCUGUUUGAUUUCAUCCCUAAGCCUUAAAUUGAUAUGAGUAUCAUAAAAGAUAUUUAAUAAAACAAAAAUAAAAGACUUCCAAAAAUAAAGCAAUCGAACUCAAUUUAAUAAUAGCAAGAUGAAAUCUUAGAAAUAAAGAACAAAAGCUAAAUCGGAUAAAUUAAGCAGUUCAACAUUCUUUCAAUCUCGAAAAAAUCAACAUAUGAAAAGGCAAAGGAUGCAUAAUCGGCGUUUAACUAGAUUUACAGAGAUAAGCAAAAGAACUCCAAAAUAGAUUUAAAAUUAAUCUAAUUACUUGACUAAGAACUCGUAGAAUUAUUUGAUUGCAAUAUGCUUUAAGAAAACAAUUUAAUUACAAAUUUGUCAUUUAAUCAGCAAUUAAGCAAAAUGAAAAAAAGAAACAGUUAUUACUACUCACCUAGACAAGAUAGAUUAUUAUCAAAUAAAUCUCCAACUAGAUUUAGUAAUUCUUUUAAUCUCAACGAAGAAUUGAAAAAAAGAAAAUCUAACGAUGAAGACUAUUUCUCAAUUUAUGAUGCAGUAGAAACGGAUUCCAGAUUAUAAACUUACUGUCCAAGAGCAAAAAACUUUAUUGAAUAUACUAAUCAAAGGAAUAUAACAAUAGAAAAAGAAAUAGAAUCAUUAAAUUUACAGAAAUAAGAAUGA
This is a messenger RNA of Tetrahymena thermophila SB210, 2226 nucleotides long. Its product is annotated as ubiquitin-conjugating enzyme family protein. Gene Ontology annotation, biological process: reciprocal meiotic recombination. Gene Ontology annotation, molecular function: double-stranded DNA binding. Lineage: Eukaryota; Ciliophora; Oligohymenophorea; Hymenostomatida; Tetrahymenidae. The record is from RefSeq and is a predicted model, not a curated record. The transcript has a single exon. Gene Ontology annotation, cellular component: nucleus.